AUGAAAAAACAUUUCUUUAUUUUUCUACUUUUUGUUUCCUUCCAAUCUACAUGGGCUAACGAGCUUUUGCCUGUAUCCGCAUAUGGUUCAAUUCCAGAAAUCAGCAAGGUAGUUAUCUCCCCAAGUGGCGAUAGCAUUGCUUAUCGUAAGACUAAUGGCGAAAAGGACAUGGUUAUUACCUAUAGCCUUAAAGACAAAAAGGUAACAGGUGGCAUUGAUGUUUCAGAAAUUCGCCCCAGCCAUAUCUAUUUCGUAAAUGAAGAUACUUUGAUCCUUGUGGCUGUAGACAAUACCAAAUUAUUUGGUUUUCGUGGCAGGCACAACAUCAGCGCCGGAUUUUCCUAUCGAAUUUCGAAAAAUAAGGUGGGACAAUUACUUGUUCCAGGAAAGGGGAUUUAUGAAGGGCAAACAGCCUUAGGUAACGUCGUAGGAAUUUCUAAUGAUGGUCGGUUUGCAUAUAUGCCGGCAUGGAAGACUGGCGGUGAAUAUGCACUGAUGAAAGUAAAUCUUGCUGGUAAGCGUAAACCAAAAAGUGUUAAAAGAGGCAUGUUUGAAGCGAUUGAUUACUUCAUUCAUGACGACAAAAUUCUAGCGCGUGAAUUGUACAAUAAUGAGAAAGACAGACAUCGGGUUCAGACCUUAAUUGGCAAUAAAUGGGUCACAAUAUUUGAAGAAGAGGCUGAAAUUAAGACAAAGGUUUUUGUUGGUAUAACCUCAGAUCUGCAAAGUUUAGUUUUUGAAGCCUAUGGGAGCAAUCAGCGUAUUGGCUAUUAUACAAUGGCUUUAGCUGAUGGAAAAAUAUCGGGCCCGGUUUUUAAUCCCGAUGAUAAAGAUAUUGAAUAUGUCAUCACUGAUGUUAACCGGAUUGUACACGGA
Trichoplax adhaerens is the source of this 876-nucleotide messenger RNA. RefSeq lists its product as uncharacterized. The transcript has a single exon. The annotation marks the transcript as partial. Lineage: Eukaryota; Metazoa; Placozoa; Uniplacotomia; Trichoplacea; Trichoplacidae. The record is from RefSeq and is a predicted model, not a curated record.